GUUGGCUUCCGAUUGGUUGCCGUUUACCUCAUGGUUAAUUUCUAAAACUUGCAAAAAAUAAUACCUAGUAUACAAUAGUUUGGAAAGCAAAAGGGAUCCAUAGUCAGGUACUUGGAAGGAAGUAAAGUUAAUAUAUUUGGCAGUGACCCUGUAGAUGGACACUUAAUAGUAAUAGUAAAAGUAAAGUAGUAAUUACAGUAGGGAUAAUUUGAGUACAGUAUAUGAUUAUUUUCUUUGGAAAAAUCUAAGCACUCAAGCUUUUUCACAGUUUGCGUCGACACGUCGGAGAGUAGGUUGCUUAAGUUACUGUUUGUAAUCCAUAGCAGUGACUGUAAUACUGUAUCGUUUUGUAAUAAUACAGUAGUAAAUGUUUGAUUAUUUUUGAUUUUAUUUUUUAACGAUUUGGUUUUACAUCAAUAAUACGUAAACAAGAUGAAGUUAUUUUGCCACUUUAGUGAAGAUAAGUUACGAGAAAAAUUGGUCAGUUUGGUCCAAAUGCGUGCCUCGACGGCGUCUGUUGAAGAGUUGUACAAGUUCAUCGUACAUCAUAAACAAAAAACCAAGCUAAUCAUUGAUACUUGGGCGAGUGAAUUAUACAAAGCAAAACCAUACCACAAAUUGUACUUCAUGGUGUUGGCAAAUAAAAUAAUUCAAGAAGCAGAAAAGAGCGCACCGGAACUGGUACUUGCGUACAAAAAAUGUCUUCUGAUGGUAUUUUUCCAUUUGAAAAACUCACGAGAAGAUGACUACUUGAGAAACGGCAUAACUGUGAUAUUAAAAAAUUGGUCGGAGUUGGGAAUUUGUAGCGAUUUGGUAGAAGCGGCCAAAGUUGUUUUUAAUGAUCUACAUAUCAGUGGACAUUAAACCUUUUUUUAAACGUGAUUUUACAAUUAUAUAAUUUUAUAAAUAUUCAAUCGACAACUUUAUCCAAUUCCGAAAGAUUAUUUUGUGAUAAUUAUCGUUUUAAAAAUCAAAUAACCAUUCUGUAAUGUAUGUUUUUUUUUUAA
This is a messenger RNA of Cotesia glomerata, 1007 nucleotides long. RefSeq names its product regulation of nuclear pre-mRNA domain-containing protein 1A-like. NCBI's taxonomy places the organism in Eukaryota, Metazoa, Arthropoda, Insecta, Hymenoptera, Braconidae. Bases 433 to 864 code for a protein of 143 amino acids. The record is from RefSeq and is a predicted model, not a curated record. The transcript is spliced from 2 exons.